This is a messenger RNA of Lagopus muta (rock ptarmigan), 7752 nucleotides long. RefSeq names its product homeodomain interacting protein kinase 1 (gene HIPK1). Gene Ontology annotation, molecular function: protein tyrosine kinase activity; protein serine/threonine kinase activity; ATP binding. Gene Ontology annotation, biological process: smoothened signaling pathway; peptidyl-serine phosphorylation; peptidyl-threonine phosphorylation. The record is from RefSeq and is a predicted model, not a curated record. Bases 58 to 3771 code for a protein of 1237 amino acids. The transcript is spliced from 16 exons. Gene Ontology annotation, cellular component: nucleus; cytoplasm; PML body. NCBI's taxonomy places the organism in Eukaryota, Metazoa, Chordata, Aves, Galliformes, Phasianidae.
UCCGCCGGCUUCUCUCCUCCUGCUCUGCUCCGCUUUCCUCUGCUCUGCUCUCCCGUCAUGCGCUCGGUUUUCCUCAGCCGUCGGGAUGUUGAGCGUGGAGUUUGCUGUGUGUUGUGCUGCGGGCGAAGAGGUAUGGCCUCACAGCUGCAGGUGUUUUCCCCUCCGUCAGUAUCCUCGAGUGCCUUCUGCAGUGCCAAGAAACUGAAAGUGGAGCCCUCUGUCUGGGAUGUUUCAGGACAGAGCAGUAGUGACAAGUAUUAUACCCACAGCAAAAACCUCCCAGCAGCUCAAGGGCAAACCAGCUCUUCUCAUCAGGUAGCCAACUUCAGUGUCCCUGCGUACGACCAGAACCUCCUUCUCCCUGCUCCUUCGGUUGAGCACAUUGUGGUUACAGCAGCUGACAGCACAGGCAGCAGUGCGACAGCAUCCUUUCAGAACAGCCAAACCCUAACGCAUAGGACCAACCUUUCUUUACUGGAACCAUACCAAAAAUGUGGAUUAAAAAGGAAAAGUGAAGAGGUAGACAGCAACGGUAGUGUGCAGAUAAUUGAGGAACAUCCACCUCUCAUGCUGCAAAACAGACCUGCGGUGGGUGCUGCGGCCACGACCACCACGGUAACCACAAAGAGCAGCAGUUCCAGUGGAGAAGGGGAUUAUCAGCUGGUCCAGCAUGAGAUCCUGUGCUCCAUGACAAACAGCUAUGAGGUCUUGGAAUUCCUGGGCCGUGGGACGUUUGGGCAGGUGGCAAAGUGCUGGAAGCGUAGCACGAAGGAGAUUGUGGCCAUCAAAAUCCUGAAGAACCAUCCUUCCUACGCCAGGCAGGGCCAGAUAGAGGUGAGCAUCCUCUCUCGCCUGAGCAGUGAGAAUGCAGAUGAAUAUAACUUCGUUCGCUCCUACGAAUGCUUUCAACACAAGAAUCAUACAUGCCUUGUAUUUGAGAUGCUAGAACAGAACUUAUAUGAUUUCUUAAAACAAAACAAAUUCAGCCCGUUGCCCCUGAAAUACAUCCGGCCAAUUCUACAGCAAGUGGCUACUGCCCUGAUGAAGUUAAAGAGCUUGGGUCUGAUACAUGCUGAUUUGAAGCCGGAAAACAUUAUGUUGGUGGAUCCUGCGCGCCAGCCCUACAGAGUGAAGGUGAUAGACUUUGGUUCAGCCAGCCACGUAUCCAAAGCUGUGUGCUCCACGUACCUGCAGUCGCGCUAUUACAGGGCUCCUGAGAUCAUCCUGGGUUUACCGUUCUGCGAAGCUAUUGACAUGUGGUCGCUGGGCUGUGUGAUAGCUGAGCUGUUUCUGGGCUGGCCUCUGUAUCCAGGAGCCUCUGAAUAUGAUCAGAUUCGUUAUAUUUCACAAACUCAAGGCCUUCCAGCGGAGUAUCUUCUCAGUGCAGGAACGAAAACAAGCAGGUUUUUUAACAGAGAUCCAAAUUUGGGAUACCCACUGUGGAGGCUAAAGACCCCAGAAGAACACGAGUUGGAGACAGGAAUAAAAUCAAAAGAAGCAAGGAAAUAUAUAUUCAACUGUUUGGAUGAUAUGGCACAGGUGAAUAUGUCCACAGACUUAGAAGGGACCGACAUGUUGGCAGAGAAGGCUGACCGAAGGGAGUACAUUGAUUUGUUGAAGAAAAUGUUGACUAUUGAUGCAGAUAAGAGAAUUACUCCGCUGAAGACUUUGAACCAUCCAUUCGUUACAAUGACCCAUCUUCUGGAUUUCCCACACAGCAAUCAUGUGAAAUCCUGCUUUCAGAACAUGGAGAUUUGCAAGCGAAGAGUUAAUAUGUAUGAUACAGUGAAUCAGAUUAAGAGCCCAUUCACGACUCACGUUGCUCCUAAUACAAGCACAAAUCUGACAAUGAGCUUUAACAACCAGCUCAAUACAGUACACAACCAGGCCAGUGUAUUAGCUUCUAAUUCUACUGCUGCUGCUACUCUUUCCCUGGCAAACUCGGACGUCUCCUUGCUGAACUAUCAGUCUGCUCUCUAUCCAUCAUCUGCAGCACCAGUUGCAGGUGUGGCACAGCAGAGUGUCUCCUUGCAACCUGGAACCACCCAGAUCUGCACGCAGACUGACCCAUUCCAGCAGACAUUCAUUGUUUGUCCCCCUGCUUUCCAAACUGGACUUCAGGCAACUACCAAGCAUUCCGGAUUCCCAGUCAGGAUGGAGAAUGCUGUCCCAAUUGUACCACAAGCACCUGCAGCACAGCCACUGCAGAUCCAAUCUGGAGUUCUCACACAGGGAAGCUGUACACCACUAAUGGUAGCAACUCUUCAUCCUCAAGUAGCCACCAUCACUCCGCAGUAUGCGGUCCCCUUUACUCUGAACUGCGCAGCCGGCCGGCCAGCGCUAGUAGAACAGACGGCUGCAGUACUGCAGGCCUGGCCUGGGGGAACCCAGCAGAUACUGCUUCCUUCCACCUGGCAGCAGCUCCCAGGGGUUGCCUUGCACAAUUCUGUUCAGCCAGCAGCUGUGAUUCCAGAGACCAUUAGCAGCAGCCAGCAAUUGGCCGACUGGAGGAAUGCACAUUCCCAUGGAAAUCAGUACAGCACCCUCAUGCAACAGCCAUCGUUACUGACCAACCACGUGACAUUGGCUGCAGCACAGCCUCUGAAUGUUGGAGUUGCUCAUGUUGUUAGGCAGCAGCAAAGCAGCAAUGUUCCAGCAAAGAAGAACAAGCAGCCAGCACCAAGCACAGCCAAAUCCAGCUCCACUCUAGAAACUGUGCCCACUCAAGUUUACUCUCUCAUUGGGAGCAGUCCUCUGCGUUCCACAUCCUCCUCCUCCAAUGUGCUCGUCCCAGUGCAGGAGCAGCACCAGCCCAUUGUGAUCCCAGACACUCCAAGCCCUCCCGUCAGCGUCAUCACCAUUCGCAGUGACACUGAUGAGGAAGAGGACAGCAAAUACAAACCUGCCAGUUUGGGUAUGAAGCAGAGAUCCAAUGUCAUCAGCUACGUUACUGUUAAUGACUCCCCUGAUUCCGACUCCUCCCUGAACAGCCCCUAUGCCACAGACCCACUUUCUUCUCUCAGGAGUACAGGUGGUGCCCUGGAGCUGCCAAGCAGAGGAGCAGCUGACAGCUCCAACUCUCGGACUAUCAUUGUGCCACCACUGAAAACACAGCUCAAUGACUGCAUUGUAGCCACCCAAGCUUCAGGCAUCCUGAGCAGCACCAGUAAGACCAAGCCUGUGGCCUCUGUGAGCGGGCAGUCAUCAGGAUGCUGUAUAACACCAACUGGGUACCGACCGCACCGCGUGGUAACAAACGGUGUGCAGCCUCUCAAUCUCAGCCAGAACCAGCAAACGACAGUGCUGGCCUCACAGGAGAGAAGCGGAAAUGCAGUCCCACGUAGGCAGCAAGCUUAUGUGGCACCCCUCACAUCAACUAUUUCUCAGGCUCCCUACACGUUUCAACACAGCAGCCCAGUGCAUCCCCACCUGGCGGCGGCGACUGCGAACGCACACCUGUCCAGCCAGCCACAUAUGUACACUUAUGCUCCAACUACUGCUGCAACGCUGGGCUCCACCACCUCCAUCGCCCAUCUCUUCUCCCCUCAGGGCUCCUCACGGCACACCCAGUACGCUGCCCACCCCAGCACACUCGUCCACCAGGUCCCUGUGAGUGUUGGUCCGAGUCUGCUGACUUCUGCAAAUGUUCCACCUGCCCAGUACCAACACCAGUUUGCUCCCCAGUCCUAUAUUGGUGCUUCCAGAGGAUCUGCUAUUUACACUGGAUAUCCGCUGAGCCCUACAAAGAUCAACCAGUACUCAUACUUAUAGUUCUUGGUAGAGCAAUUCCUGUCCUGCAACAGGCUGGAGCGAUUGGAGAAAGAUUUCAGGUGAAUCUUUACCUGGUAAUGACUGCCUGGUUUUUGUUUCUCCCUUCUCUGGUUGUAUGUUGUUCAGAAAUGUCUCUGGUGAGCUCAGUCACUAACCGAGCAGCAUGCUUUGUUACCAGUGCAAGGGUCACUAAUUAAGUUUUUAAAAUUUUCCUUACUUUUUAUAGAUGCUUUUAAAAAUUCAUGGUCACUUUUAUUUAAAAUCGUUCUGUUGUGCUAAUGGAAAGAGGAGGGAAGAUCAGCAUCUCGGAAGCAGAUCCUGAUGAUUUUUUUAACUUGUAUAAUUUAAGCAAGAAGAUCAGCAGAUAAUUUUUCAGCAGCUUGCACAGAUCCACAUUGCCACUAAAAAUGUAAUGCACAUUUAUCUCUUGGUCUUGCCAGGGCAGUUCUAACAUCCAGCUGAGUGUUUUAACUUUUGUUCCCCAUUUCACUUUCACAACUUGCUGGUUUUGAGGAGCCAUUACAUCUCUCUGCGUUUCUGUCCAAGGUUUUGUUUACAUCUCUGCUUUGUUUGAGAUGCUGGGAAGGGCAGCUGCCUCGUCCCACGUCGUGUAUUCAGGAACCAACAAGAACUCAACAAGAGCCCUGGAAUCUCUUGUUUUCCUGCAAAUUCUUUGUUUCCGUAACACAGCUGAAUUAUUAUCGCAUUCAUUGGGGAAUCCCUUGAGGCUUUUCAAACAGAUUUGAGGUCGUGCUGUGUAACACAGCUCAGCACCUGGACGAGGAUGCCGUAACGUUCAGUUGGGAAUGAAUUGUGCCACACUGCUCUCACAUCUGCAUUCUGCAGCGUUUGGUGCUGGCCCCAAAGCAGGGCUGGAUGCCUCCACAGAAGCGCAGGGCUUUUUGGUUCUGGUUUUUUUUUGGUUUUUGUUUUUUCCUUCAUAUUUUUCUUUCCAUGAUUCGUUUGUGAGGGAGUCGAACAAUUUGAAAUACAACGAAACGUCACUGUAUUGGUGUGUACAGCUUUUUAUACUCCUGUGACCAUAUCCUCCUGGAUAUGCCAACAGCUUCCUUAAAGCGCUCUUAUGAAGACUUGUAUGCAGUACGUGCAUGGAGGAAUUGCAAAAACAAGAAGAGAAAAAAAAAAAAGAGGAAAAAAAAGAAAAGAAGAAAAAAAAAAAUCCAGAUUUUAAAGUUUAUUACUGAAUUUAAAACUAUUUUAGAAGUUUUGUAUUGGUGGUGUUUUAAUAUUUUACAGAAAAAUGAAAUAUGUACAUAUUGAUUAGAAAAAUAUAACAAGCAAAACUUCCUGCUAACCCCAAACGUUCUGUCUUUGUAAUCAAGAUGUGUAGUGAUGAUACUUGAACUCUGUACUUAGUGUUUGUCUGAUUCUUAAAACGUCCCUGGGGAUGGAGUUUGAUGUAUCCUUUGUAUUUAAACCAAAAUGAGUGGAUUCGUGUCGGAAUGUAUGUGAUAUAAUGCAAUGGUUAGAGCUCAUCACUGUAGCACUGAGAGAGGAGUAGAGCUUCACGAGAGACAAGGAUACUUUCUGAUUUGUUUUGCACAGGUAUGUGUGAUGAAGAGUUGUUUGGUGUGUCCCCUUAUUGUAGUGCCUUAAAUGAUGAUGUAGUGUGAAUAGAGUUUACAGUGAGCUUGCCUUAUGAGGGACCAGCAAGCCCCCGUCGAAUUGAAGCAAUUCACUACGCUUCCCACAGCAAGAACAGCAGUCUGUCGCAUAGGUGCAUUGUUCUCAGUUUUAAUGCUGUCAUAAAAAGCAACGUUUCUGUUGGAUUGAAGCGAUGUCCCCUUACAGCUGUUCCUGGAAGUGGCACAUGUCCUGUUAGCUGUCUGUCGGUGCAUUUCGAAUAGGGUCGUGCUGGGAAUGCAUUGGAAUGUUUAGUCUCAUAUUGCAGAAGUGAUUAAAUACGUGCAAUCACUUUUUAUUAGAGUAGUAUGGCGUUACCUUCCCCCACGUUAAUAGUAGACAUUUCCUGUAAAAUAUUGCUAGCUUGGUGAUAGGAUAUUUAUACCAAAGAGAGCCUGCUGUAAAGCACAUAAUACCAUUAAGAAGUUUUCUAAUGCUGCUGCUAAUGUGGAGUUGUUGGGAAGGUGUCAGCUGUAUGCUAGUCAGUGUGCAGAGGAAAUGCAACCAUGCUUUGUUUCCUUGGGUCCCUCGUGCCAGGAAUUACUGCUCAUCUCCAGUACACAGACCAGGACUGGCCGGCUGGCAGCCAGGCUGGCUCGGGCAGCAGAGUUACGCAGCAAUAAGAGGUUUUGGUAACCUUGAAUCCCAGUUCUGGCCCGUCCCAGUGGCAGAUGGUCCGGUUCUCUGACGUGAGGAGUGUGAAAUGAGCUUCUGGAAUUCCAUACAUUUGAUGGAAGGAAGGCUGGGCUGAGCUGACACCGAGGUUUGGGGCCUCUUUCAGCAGAGGGCUGAAGGACUUCGGAGCUGGACGGUAGCAUUAGCGACGUUGUUGUUUGGUGUGUUUGUGGUCAGAGCACUUCUGUAGCUGUGAGGAUGCCCAACGGAUUGUGCUGUUUUACAUCAUGGGUGUAAACAAUGCUCUUUGCUGUAAGCACUUUCUUGUUUCCGUGUUACGUUGCUUGUUUGCAGUACUUCCCUUCAGAUACCUCCUGGGUACAGAGUUGUGCCUUUCCAUCAAAGGCAAAACAAGUUCCAGUUCCUGUGUUUCAGAAAACCGUAUGUCUUGUACAUAAAUAGGAAAUGUUAUGUAUGAGGUCCAAAUUGGAGGAAAACAAAACAAAACACCAGCAGCAAAAUGUGCUGGGAAUUUGGGUGAGACCCUCCCAGUCCCCCCAAGAAGUAGAUGACAAUGACCAUUAAAAGGAAUCUAUUCACAGAGCACGGUAACAUCUCUUGCACUGUUUCCAAAAGCAUUGGAACAAAGAGGAUGAGAUGGGAAUGACGUUGCAGGGAUGGAACCUGCUCUGUUACAACAGCUCUGUUUCCCCGAGGCUCCUCUUGUGGCAGACAACAGAGCUGCCCAUGCAGGAGCAGCUUUCCGGCCCGGUGUGCUGCUCUGAGCCCAGAAGGAGCUGCAUGCCUCCUGCCCAUGCAUUGCCAGCCUUCCCAUCAGUUUCAAUAACCAGCUGUCCUCAUUUCAGAGCUGCUACACAGAUUUCACAAACCAAUGCUCUCCGGAUCGAAAUUGGAGUCCUGAAUUUCUUUUAAACCCGUUUUGGGAUUCGCCGUUUGAAUAUCGGAUAACCCACCUCUGUGAUCCUGAGCUGAAGUCAGGGUUGUUCCUGUGGGCGCUCUGCACUCACAGCUGUGACAGCCACAGCAGAGGCAACUCCUGAGCCUCCCUGCUUAGCACCUAAUUGAUGGGAUGCAGUAAUUAACCUCUGACUCAGCGAUUUCUUUUAGUACAUUAAACUAAAUUGCUUCUAAAUGACAGGAUUGGCACAGCCCUGCUUUCUUUUAUUUAAAGUUCUGAAUGAUGCCGCAUGUCCACAUGGUUGUUUGUUGCUAAACUUUAUAUAAAUGUGUGAUUUCAGAUUCAGCUUGGAAUAUAUCUAUCUCACUACAUGUAGCAGUACAUUAUAUGUAACGUUAGUAUUUCUGCUUGGAUCCUUGAUAUUGCAAUGGAAUUCCUACUUUACUAAAUGUAUUUGAUAUGCUAGUUACUGUGUACAAUUUACCUUUCUUUUCUGGUUGUGCUCUUCCUUUUUACAAGCCGGUAGGUGCAGGUAGUUCCUGACAUUACUGAUCUAUGUUUGUAUUGCUGAUGUACUUAGGGGGUAUGUAAAAAUCAUUUUAACAAAAGAAAUAGCUAUUUAAAAAUUUAAUACUAACUAUAUGGGAGAAGGGUCCAUUGUGAAAACAUAGUUUAUCUUUGGAUUCAAUGUUUGUCUUUGGUUUUACAAAGUAGCUUGUAUUUUAAGUAUUUUCUACAUAAUAUGGUAAAGAUGUAGAACAAUUGCAAUGCAUCAAUAAAAAGGGUUAAUUUUCUGUACUCGA